Messenger RNA from Aspergillus pseudotamarii, 375 nucleotides. RefSeq names its product cupin domain-containing protein. Bases 1 to 375 code for a protein of 124 amino acids. The transcript has a single exon. The record is from RefSeq and is a predicted model, not a curated record. NCBI's taxonomy places the organism in Eukaryota, Fungi, Ascomycota, Eurotiomycetes, Eurotiales, Aspergillaceae.
AUGACCCGGUCCAUCACCACUCAUGAUGCCAACGGCACUGCAGGCUCCGUAUGUCGCAUCGUGGAUAUUGGACCGGAUGUCACCAGUGCCAUGCAUCGCACCUUCUCUAUUGACUACGGGGUAGUGUUGGAGGGAGAGGUGGAAUUGAUCUUGGACAGCGAGGAGACUAGACGGCUCAAGAGAGGGGAUAUGGCGAUCCAGCGGGGGACGAACCAUGCCUGGAGGAAUGUGACUCGGACGGUGGAUGAGAAUGGACAACGGGCGGGUUGGGCCAGGAUGCUUUACGUGUUGUUACCGAUCUUACCCCUGCAGUUAGAAGGGGGAGAAAGGCUGACGGAGUCUGUCGAUGGAAUGGGUGUUGCUAGGAGUACUUAG